AUGGACCUACCCGGGCUGACAGCCAGAUGGGAAAUACUCCUGCCACAUCAAGUACCAGUGCUGCUGGCAGCGACAACCCACCAGGAGCUUCUGCUGUAUCCUGUUAUGGAAGAGCAUGGACUUACCAACGAGCCUGGGGCUGGGGUUGGGCUCUACCUGUCUCCUGUCUCACAGUGCCGCUCUAUCGGGGCGUCGACGUGCCACAUCGGGCCCACUGUUGGAAACCACCUAAAGGCUUGCUAG
Pelobates cultripes (western spadefoot toad) is the source of this 243-nucleotide messenger RNA. Lineage: Eukaryota; Metazoa; Chordata; Amphibia; Anura; Pelobatidae. The record is from the annotation of a GenBank genome assembly.